AUGGAUCUGCUUUUCGCCAAGGCCCUCGGCGACACCGCCGUCGUGCAAACCCGCGCGUGCGACGACCCGCGCAAGGGCAAGGGCGUCUUCGCGCUCGUCGACCUCCACGACGGCGAGGUCGUCAUGCGCGAUUCCCCGCUCGCGCUCCUGCCGUCGGCUGAGCUCUCCGAGGCUGCGAUCGAGGACGCGCGCGACGUCCCGCCCGCCACGAUCGACACGUGCACCACGUGCGGCGCGUUCACCGGCACGCUCACGACGCAGCUCAAGACCCUGCUCAACGCGCGCGCGCAGUCCCGCUCCGCCGCCGCGCCCAAGCCCAAGCCCAAGUCCGGCAAGAGGAAGGGGUCCGGGACCGACGCCGAAAAAGACUCGCUCCCCCCGCCCCCGGUGAAGGGCCUCGACGCGCUCGCGCUUCCCGAGUCGGAGUGGCAGCCCACCCGCCUCCGCGAGCGCAUGUUCGUCAAGAAGAACGGCGCCUUCUGCUGCUCGACGUGCGCGACGCACCCCGUCGCGACGAUGCGCGAGAGAGCCGAAGGGAAAUGGAAAACCUUCGUCGACUCCGUCGGCGGAGUCCCUCGAGCCGACCGCCGGUGCCUCCUCCUCGGCGCCAAGAUCCUCGCCGUCGCGCUCGCCGGCGACCCCGACGCACAAGCGGGCGUGGCGCACCUCUGUUCAAGACCCGUAUGGGACCUCGCGCCGUCAAACGCGGAGGACGCGGAGGAGUACGCCGCGAACGUCCGGAGCGCAGUCGAGGCGUCGUGGCCAAAGCUCAAAGCCGCGUUGACCGCCGCGUUCGGCGCGGACGUUACCAAAAACGGCCAAAACAACGGUGGUGUUCCCUGCACGCUCGAGACGUACGCGUCGCUGUGCGGAGCCACGCAGAUGAACGCGCUCGCCGUGAAGGUGCCGCACCCGCUGAUGAAGUACGUCGUCUCCACCGUCGCCGCGGAGGGGGCGCUGACGGAGCACGUCCAGUGGCUUGCUCGCGAGAAGGCGGAUCGGGUGGCCAAAAAGGCGUUGGAGGAGGAGAAGGUGCUGGACGGCGCGAUGGACAUCGACGAUAUCGACCUGGACUCCGACUCGGACGACGAUGAGACGAGGGAGGCGGCCAAGGACGAGCGGUACUCCUUCCGGUGGGGAUACGGCGACGACGAGGGCUUCGAUUUCGACACCACCGUCUUUCCCGCGUUUAAGGGUGCCGCGAUCUUCCCGCUCGCGUCGUCGCUCAAUCACAGCUGCGAUCCCAACUGCGAGGUGGCCUACGUCGACGACAGCCGCGUGCACAUCCUCGCAAAGCGGACGAUCGGGCGCGACGAGGAGUGCACCAUAGCGUACGUCGACCCCGACCUCGACGGCGAGGAGCGACGCGAGGAGCUAAGAGAGACGUACGGCUUCGACUGCGAGUGCGACGUGUGCAUCGCGGGCGGGUUCGUGCCUCACCUCAAGCGGCGCAAGGUGUUGCCCCCGAAGCAGUCCGGCGGUGGGUUGAUCUGGGGUAAGCUGGACGCGGAGCUCAAGGCGCAGUCGGCGGCGGAAAAGAAGGCGGAGGAGAAGGCGGCGAAGAAGGGCGCUCGCGACCCGAAGCCCGCGCCGGCGAAGAAAACCGCCGCGGUGACGAAAAAUACCCCGGCCAAGAAGGCCACCCCGGCGAAGAAAACCGACGCGGUGACGAAGAAGACCCCGGCCAAGAAGGCCACCCCGAAGGCGACCGCCAAGGGCGGCAAGGCGAAUCCGGUGGCGGUGUCCGAGGACGACAAGUACGACGACCUUCCCGCAGACUUUGAGGACGAGGAGAUCCCCGAGGAGGAGGCGUUUGCACCAUCCGACGAUAAAAAAUACGCCAAGAUUUUUGGGGGGUUGGACCUUCCAGAUGACUUUGAUGACGAGGAGAUUGACGAGGACGCCGCGUUCACCGCGGAGGACAAGAAGAAGUAUGGCAAAAUCUUCUCACCGGCGACGAAGAAAACGGAGACUAAGAAAGCCGCGCCUCCCAAGGCGAAGGCUGAGGCCAAGAAGACCCCGGCGAAGAAGGCCACCCCGAAGGCGACCGCCAGGGGGGGCAAGGCCGCGAAGGCGAAUCCGGUGGCGGUGUCCGAGGACGACAAGUACGACGACCUUCCCGCAGACUUUGAGGACGAGGAGAUCCCCGAGGAGGAGGCGUUUGCACCAUCCGACGAUAAAAAAUACGCCAAGAUUUUUGGGGGGUUGGACCUUCCAGAUGACUUUGAUGACGAGGAGAUUGACGAGGACGCCGCGUUCACCGCGGAGGACAAGAAGAAGUAUGGCAAAAUCUUCUCACCGGCGACGAAGAAAACGGAGACUAAGAAAGCCGCGCCUCCCAAGGCGAAGGCUGAGGCCAAGAAGACCCCGGCCAAGAAGGCCACGCCGGCGAAGAAAACCGCCGCAGAGACAAAGAAGACCCCGGCGAAGAAGGCUGCGACGCCGCCUGCGAAGACCCCGAAGACCCCGGCGGCGAGGUCGGGAGCAAAGCGCAAGGCGCCGGAGCCCGUCUCGACGAGGCGGUCGACGAGGUCUGGCAAGUGA
Messenger RNA from Micromonas commoda, 2544 nucleotides. RefSeq lists its product with no specific name. Gene Ontology annotation, molecular function: protein binding. NCBI's taxonomy places the organism in Eukaryota, Viridiplantae, Chlorophyta, Mamiellophyceae, Mamiellales, Mamiellaceae. The transcript has 2 exons. The record is from RefSeq and is a predicted model, not a curated record. The coding region runs from base 1 to 2544 and encodes 847 amino acids.